Oncorhynchus kisutch (coho salmon) is the source of this 2972-nucleotide messenger RNA. RefSeq names its product germ cell-specific gene 1-like protein. NCBI's taxonomy places the organism in Eukaryota, Metazoa, Chordata, Actinopteri, Salmoniformes, Salmonidae. Gene Ontology annotation, cellular component: plasma membrane. The record is from RefSeq and is a predicted model, not a curated record. Bases 170 to 1132 code for a protein of 320 amino acids. The transcript is spliced from 5 exons.
GAACAUAUUUGAGGAUUAGCUCGUCAUGCAGGAGUCUCGCGCAACUGUAAUUACCCGCAGUAUAGUAACGGAAAGCCCGAUUAUCCUACAUUAGGAGGAUCUAAGGAAAAAUCGCCAUAUACUGUGUUAAACCUUGGGAUUAGCGCGUCUCCCUUUCCUGGUUGCUGUUAUGGGGGGGAUAGACCGGCGGCGGAGAGUAUCUCUGGCUAUUACGUUGAACUUCCUCGCGCUGAUUCUAGCCGUGGUUGCGUUGACUACAAGCUACUGGUGCGAGGGGACACGGAAAGUGGCGAAACCUUUCUGUACGGGACCGGUCACCACCACCAGACAGUCGUUCUGUAUCAGGUUCAACAGCUCGAACAUGAAUGACAGCAGACUGGUCCAGUACAUCUGGGAGACCGGCGAGGACAAGUACCUUAUGAGGAAGUUCCACACCGGGAUCUGGUUUUCGUGCGAGGAGAACGUCAAUAUGACAGGUGAAAACUGCAGAAGUUUCAUUUAUGUUGCGCCCUCACACGAAAGAGGAGUGCUGUGGCUGUGUAUCGUGGCAGAGUGUCUUUAUAUUCUCCUCCUGGCCACCGGAGGCAUCCUCAUGUCCAUAGAGGCGUGUCACUUAGGAAACGUCAUCAACGGACUCAAACUCAACGCCUUCGCUGCCAUGUUCACUGUCCUGUCAGGUCUGCUUGGCAUGGUGGCCCACAUGAUGUUCACCACAGCCUUUCAGCUGACAGUCAGUCUGGGGCCAGAGGACUGGAAGCCUCAGUCAUGGGACUACAGCUGGUCAUACAUCCUGGCGUGGAGCUCGUUCACAGCCUGCAUGGCCUCCUCGGUCACCAUCAUCAAUCGCUACACCAAGACCAUUCUGGAGUUUAAACACAAGCGCAGGAACGUCCAGAAGAACCUGAAGAUCAAGCAGAAGCUUCUGGAGCUGGACUCUGGACCAGGGGUCGGGGUGGGUCAUGGGGGUCAUGGGGGUCAUGUGGAGCAAGUGUGGGACAUGUACAUCAGCUCAGUGCCCAACACGGCUGAGGAACUACUGGAUCUCUCCAGCAACGGCAGGAAGCUGUCCAACGCAUCAGUGUUCCUGGACUUGAACGAUCUGCCAGAUCCGAUAAGAGAGGAGUACUUCUGAGAGAGGACUAGGGGACUGACCAAGGAACACACAAUUACACAUACACACACACACACACACACACAGUUCUUUCCAAACCAGGACAUUAUCCCACCAGAGACAAUAGAUUCCACCUCUUGUUUGGGGUACCUCCUGCACAGGCGCUUGGCUCAGUGAUGUGCUCUUACUGAUCAGCCAAUUGGCUCAGUGAUGUGCUCUUACUGUUCAGCCACUUGGCUCAGUGAUGUGCUCUUACUGUUCAGCCAAUUGGCUCAGUGAUGUGCUCUUACUGUUCAGCCAAUUGGCUCAGUGAUGUGCUCUUACUGAUCAGCCGCUUGGCUCAGUGAUGUGCUCUUACUGUUCAGCCAAUUGGCUCAGUGAUGUGCUCUUACUGUUCAGCCGCUUGGCUCAGUGAUGUGCUCUUACUGUUCAGGGUGCUUCUGUCCUGACAACACUUCAAUAUGGGCUUCAGUCACUGUUUCCCUUUAUUAAGUAUCUAGUAACUAUGUUUAAGAGUUUAUUUGUUGCAGUAUUACAUGUGGGCAUUGGUUUGCUGAAUCUGUGCUUUUGUGUGUCUGUGUGUGUGUGUGUGUGUGUGUGUGUGUGUGUGUGUGUGUGUGUGUGUGUGUGUGUGUGUAUGUGUGUGAGCGUGAAUUCUAUCAUGAAAACUCCUCAUUUGCCUUUUCUACUGAGAACAUAACACUAAGAGAGACAUAUUUUCCUACAGCAUAUACCUCUGUGGAAACACUGUUGAGCUGAUGCCACAUUGAGACACUGCUCUGAUAUACUUCAAUAGACUGACACAGAGACAUUUCCUCUCCUCUGGAAUGAUUUCCGACAUGCUCCUAGUUUACAAAACCAAAUUGCAUUUAGCAACAGUGACUUCAUGUUAGAGGAGAUCCAAAUCCAAGUUCCCCUGACAUUCCAAGCUGAAGUAGAGAUGUGUAGAGGAUGAGAGAGAGAAAUAUGUAUAUAUACAGACAGACAGACAGACAGACAGACAGACAGACAGACAGACAGACAGACAGACAGACAGACAGACAGACAGACAGACAGACAGUACAGUACAGUACAGUACAGUACAGUAAUAAAGCAUAGAAAUGGACAAAGUAAACCAUUUUAUUUAUUUUCAGGGGUUUCUGCAGCAACCUCAGCACCCCUACUUCCCACAGCUUUGGAAUGGAAAGGCAGAGAGGAGAGACGGAUAGAGGAGAGAUGGAUAGAGGAGGGAUGGAUAGAGGAGAGAUGGAUAGAGGAGGGAUGGAUAGAGGAGAGAUGGAUAGAGGAGAGAUGGAUAGAGGAGGGAUGGAUAUAGGAGGGAUGGAAAGAGGAGAGAUGGAUAGAGGAGAGAUGGAUAGAGGAGAGAUGGAUAGAGGAGGGAUGGAAAGAGGAGAGAUGGAUAGAGGAGAGAUGGAUAGAGGAGAGAUGGAUAGAGGAGAGAUGGAAAGAGGAGAGAUGGAUAGAGGAGAGAUGGAUAUGGAGAGUGGUGUCACGCCUUGGUCAUUGUAUUUUGUGUUUUCGUUAUAUAUUUGGUCAGGCCAGGGUGUGACAGGGGUUUAUGUUAUUGUAUUUUCGUAUUGGGUUGUAGUAUUUGGGAUCGCGGCUGAUUAGGGGUGUUGUAUAGGCUUGGCUGCCUGAGGCGGUUCUCAAUCAGCAGUCAGGUGAUUCUCGUUGCCUCUGAUUGGGAACCGUAUUUAGGUAGCCUGAGUUUCGCUUUGUCUUUGGUGGGUGAUUGUUCCUGUCUCUGUGUAGUUUCACCAGAUAGGCUGUAAUAGUUUCACGUUCCGUUUGUUGUUUUUGUUGUAUUUAUUUAGUUAUUUCAUGUAUCGUCACUUUUUUCAUUAAAGACAUGAGUAACCAC